This is a messenger RNA of Argiope bruennichi, 2011 nucleotides long. Its product is annotated as HAUS augmin-like complex subunit 3. Gene Ontology annotation, cellular component: HAUS complex; mitotic spindle; centrosome. The transcript is spliced from 13 exons. The record is from RefSeq and is a predicted model, not a curated record. The coding region runs from base 193 to 1923 and encodes 576 amino acids. NCBI's taxonomy places the organism in Eukaryota, Metazoa, Arthropoda, Arachnida, Araneae, Araneidae. Gene Ontology annotation, biological process: centrosome cycle; spindle assembly.
AACCGAAGUCUUUUGUGUAUCUGUCGUUAUUUAGAAUAUUCGUGUUUCAAAAUACGAAAUCCCGCAAUAUUCAAAAACUAGUUACCUGAAAAAGAGAGAACUUUUGUCAUUAUUAUUUUUGUGGCGUAAUUUCAAAUGUUUUCUUAACAGUUAUUUUCUUUACAUGCCGUUUUAAGGAGCAACUCUUUGAAAAUGAGUGUUUCAGAAUUAUUUUUGGACACAUUAAAUAAAUUGCAGUUUCCAAGAGUAGACAAAUAUAAUUGCAGCGAUUUUGAUUCACUUCUUUCGGAUCCAGAAUUGAAAUCUUUCAUACAGAGUUUGUCUUCUUUAAAUGAAGAAAAUGUUUUAUCGACCGAAGAGCUAGAGGAAUAUUUAGCCAUACCUGCUGAUGAAUUAGAAUAUUUGGAAAACUUAGCACAUUCAGAUGAUUCAUUUUUAGAAGAAUCUUCUGAAGAAGAAGAGAGAGAGGAGCUGAAAUUCCUUCAGAAACAUCUUUCAUUAAUUGAAGCAUAUAAUGAAAAUCUUGAAAGGCAGAAAGAAAAACUCAAAUUUCAUCACAUUCAUCUUUUGACAGAAAAGGAUAAGUGUAAAAAAACAUUUAGUGAUGCAAAAAAGUUGUAUGAUGAAUACAAUGUGCAGAAUGUCUCUCAUGCCGAGACUGAGUUUGUUUCAGCUAUGCUUUCAACUUCUAAUCUUAUUGGUGAACUUCAGUCUGUUAUAAGUGAAUCUGAUUGCAGUAAUAAACUUACUCCAUCAUCAAGUUUUAAAGGCAUUGAAAAUUAUUUUGAAGAAGAAAAGCAACUUGUGAAGUGUAUUGAAGAUUUUUUGCAUAAAGACAUAGAAUUAACAGAGGAUCCUGCUCAGUUUACAGUAAAAUUGCCUGGAUUAUCACAAAAAGAUAUGCAAAGAGAAGUUUGUUUUUUGCGUAAAGUAUUUAAAUCUGCAAGAAUAGAUGAAAUAGAAGCUUUGAGUCAAAGCAAAAAGCUUUCAAAGGUGGUUCAGUUUUAUACAAACUUUGAAGAAAAACAUUAUCCUCAUGUUUUUGAAAUAUCUUCUGUUCAGUUACAGAAUAAGUUGGAAGUAGAAAACAUUAAAUAUCAACAACUGAUUGAGAAGGAAAAUGUGUUGAAAUUGUGUUUAUCAAAGGCUAUAAAUGAAAAUGUUGAUGCCCAAUGCUGUAAAAUAGGCACUGCAUGCUCUAAAGAAGUUCUGCAGGCUUAUGGCAGUUAUUUGGGAAAAAUUCAAGUUCCCUUGGAACAUUUAAUCAGUCAGAGAUCAAGAUUAGAAAUUGUUUUAUUUUAUCUUGAUGCCUACAAAAGAAAGCUCGAAGAUAUUAAAAAUUUAGUGCAGAACACAUCUACUUUUAUAGAAAAGGAAAAAUCAGAAUUUCAUAUAAGAAAGUGUCAAUAUGAAAAAGAAAUGGAAAAGCAAAUUCCAAAGAAAAGUGAACAUUUAAGUGAUAAAUCAAUUUUUCUGCAUGCAUACGAAAUAUUGAGUAAUGCUGAACAAUCGGAUUUAAGUUUCGUAUCCAUGAAUGAUUUAAUGCAAAAAGUUGAAAAGCUACAUGAAGAGAAAGAAAAUAUUGAAAAAGUACAGAAUAAGAAGUUUAAUAUUCUUAAACUUUGGGAGGAUGACAGAAUUGCUAUGGAAAAACUGAUAUUUAAAGGGAAAAAAUUUGCUGAUUUAUUAGAAAAGGAUUCCAGUAUCAAUAAACAUAUGAACCAACUUCAUUUGAAAGACUCAACUCUGAUCAGUGCUAUAGCAGAGUUUAAUAGUUACAAGAAUAAGAAACAAAUGAUACUGGAGAAAAGUUUGAAUCAACGACUUGCCAGAAAAUUGUUUAUUUUUGCAUUAACAAACAAAGAAACUUUUGUAAAGUGGCUUGAAAAUAUUAAAGAUAGAUGUAAAUUUUUAACAGAAUAAAAUGCCAAUAUUUGUGAAAUAUAUAUAUUUUCCAAAACCAUUUUCAUGAAAAGUUGCAAGUGUUUCGUUUGUUUGCACUAAUAUAUUU